Triticum aestivum (bread wheat) is the source of this 5973-nucleotide messenger RNA. RefSeq lists its product as uncharacterized. The transcript is spliced from 5 exons. Bases 229 to 5706 code for a protein of 1825 amino acids. Gene Ontology annotation, biological process: defense response to other organism. The record is from RefSeq and is a predicted model, not a curated record. NCBI's taxonomy places the organism in Eukaryota, Viridiplantae, Streptophyta, Magnoliopsida, Poales, Poaceae. Gene Ontology annotation, molecular function: ADP binding; ATP hydrolysis activity.
UGUAGCUCCACUUGUGAUAUACUAGUCCGCAGUACACAACUGUGAGCAGCUCGUCUGCCUGUUCCGUGUAGAUGUCUUCAAUCCGCUUCCCCUCCACAUCUGCUAUCUAACUGUUUGCUGUGUCUCUCCCACUAUCUCCUCGAACGAAGAGGAUCGUGCUUCGAUCGAGCUCGAGGGUUCGUGUCGCUGGUUGUGAACUACAGAUCGAGCUCGGCAGCGACAGAAGAGAUGGAAGAGAAGAAGCCCGGAGGCGACGGAGAGAACAGCAUGGAGCUGCCUCCGAUUAGUGCAUCCCUUGGUGCCAUGGGUUCCAUUUCGGGAAAGCUGGACGCGCUCCAGGAUACAGAGCACAAGGAUGAGAUCAGGAAGCUCAGGUCGCGGCUGCUGGCGCUCUCCAAGGCACGGGAUCCCCCAGUAACAGCGAGGAUCUGGAUGAAGGAUGUACGCGAACUAUCCUAUGACAUGGACAACUUUGUCGACACCGACGCAGAAUGGAUCCACAAGAUGUCAGGAUUCAAGGCUCGAGCCAAGGACGCCAAUGGACGGUACGACAGGUACAACCUCGAGAGCGUCCCCAGCCGUAUGAACAUCGCUACGAUUCCAAUGGUGGACGCCGGCCGGAAGACAGAUAUGGUCGUCGGCCUUGAUGGCGAGGGCGGCGCCUUCAAGACGAUCUGCAACACUCUGGCCGACGGGGAUGAGCAGCUCAAGGUGCUAUCCGUUGUCGGCGUAGGAGGAAUCGGGAAGACCACGCUUGCCAAACAGCUAUGGCGUGAGCACAAGCUCGGGGACCACUUCCGCUGCCGGGCUUUUGUGCGGACGGCCAAGAAACCUGACAUGAGGAGGGUCCUCAGAAGCAUACUCGCUCAAGUUCGUCCGGACCAACCACCCGACGCCAGCGAGGUGCACGACCUCAUUCACGACCUCACACAACAUCUACAGGAUAAAAGGUAUUUUAUUAUAAUCGACGACCUAUGGCAUACAUCAGUGUGGGAUGUUGCUUCCUGUGCUUUCCCGGAGGGCAAUCACGGAAGCAGGAUAAUAACAACAACAGAAGUUGAGGAUGUUGCUCUAGCAUGCUGCAGUUAUCAAUCCGAGUACAUGUUUAAGUUGGAACCCCUCAGUGACAGUCAGUCAAAAGAGUUGUUCACCAGUGCAGUAUUUGGCUCGGCAGAACGGCACUCGCGCCAGUUAGAUGAACUCUCAGAUGAUAUCCUGACAAGAUGUGCUGGUUUACCGCAGGCAAUUAUUAGCAUAUCCAGUGUCCUAGCAAGCCAUGCGGAAGCAAACACAGCGGAGAGCUGGGAGCAAAUGCAACGCAAUUUGCCAGCAAAUACAGCUUCUGAGGAGAUACUGAAACAAGUGCUGAAUUUUUGCUACAAUAGUCUUCCCAGUUGCCUUCAGACAUGUCUAUUGUAUCUUAGUAUAUACCCAGAGAACUAUAUAAUCUUGAAGGAAGAUAUAAUGAAGCAAUGGGUGGCUGAAGGGUUUGUUUGUGCACCAACAGAGAAAGAGAAAAUGAUAGUUGCUGGGAGCUAUUUUGAUAAGCUUGUCGAUAUGGGCCUGAUCCAACAUAUAGACGUAGGGUAUAGCAACAAGGUAUUGUACUAUGCAGUGCAUCACAUGGUACAUGAUCUUAUCACAUCAAAGUCCAUAGAAGAUAAUUUUAUCACUGUGGUAGAUUAUUCGCAAAGGACAGUACGGUUUUCUAACAAGGCUAGUCGUUUGUCUCUCCAGUUUGGCAGUGCAACAUUCGCAACUACACCAGCAAGUACUGGGCUGUCACAGAUUCGGUCUCUUACUUUUAUUGGACUGAUGAGCUGCUUUCCCAUUUCUAUCUUGGAGUUUAAGCUUCUUCGAUUUCUGAACCUUCAUAUUUGGAGUGAUCAACAACCAAGCACAGGUGUAGACCUCGUGGUUAUUUGUGAAUUGCUUCUGUUGAGGUAUUUGCAGGUCAUAUGCAACGACAUUGUACAUCUUCCACGUCAGAUGCAAGGUCUGAAACUCCUGGAAACACUUGAAAUAAAUGCAAGGGUAGCAGCUAUUCCAUUGGAUAUUGUUCAUCUUCGGAGCUUGUUGCAUCUCCGUCUCGGAGGUGGGACUGAACUACCUGAUGUUACUGGUACUCUCACUAAUGUCUCCCUGAAUCCUCCUAGUGCUGCCAUUUUGUUGGAUGAGUCGAACAGUCCUCCGGAUUCAGUGAAGACAAUCGAGUUGUUGCCGCCCAUUUGUAGAGUCCCCAAGUGGACCGGAUGGCUUACCAAACUCUGCAUUCUGAAAGUUGUGGUCAGAGAACUGCUAAUGGAUGACACCGGUAAACUGCAAGGAUUGCCAUCCCUCACUGUUUUGUCGUUGUACGUCAAGCAACGAACUACAGAAAAAAUCAUCUUUGUAACAGGAGCAUUCGCCGCUCUCGAAUAUUUUGAGUUCAGGUGUGGUGUAUUACACCACCUGGCCUUUAAGGAAGGAGCAAUGCCCAAGCUUCGGAAGGUUAAGCUAGGUUUCAAUGCUCAUAGAGGAGAAUGGUAUGGUCGAUUGCUUGUGGGCAUUGAACACCUGUCAACCGUCAAGGAGAUUGUUGGAAUAAUUGGAUCAACUGCCGGUGCCGAGGAAAAGGACAUGGAAGCUGCGGAGUCUGCAUUCAAGGACGCCAUUUGCAAGCAUCAUGGUAAGAUCAGCUUAAAAAGGGGAGAUGUUGUUGAGGAAGAGCAGUAUGGUCCUUUGCUUGUGGGCAUUGAGCACCUGUCAAACGUCCAGAAGAUUGCUGGAAAAAUUGGGUCAACAGCCAAAAAGCAGCAGGACUUGAUAGCUGCAGAGUUUGCAUUCAAAGACACCAUUGGCAAGCAUCAUAGUGACGCCAGCUUAAAAAGAGGAGAUAUUGUUGAGGAAGAGUAUGAUGGUCCACCAGAAAAUCAGCAUUCAGUCUUCCAGAAUAAGCUUAUGAACUUUAUUGAAGAAAAGAAUAAGCUUAUGACAGUCUCAGUGAUGGGGUGGUUCCUGUCACCUCACAUCACCGAGCUUAUGAAGGUUGCACAGGACUGUGCAGCCACCAAUUGCAUGCUAUACCGGGGAAGCAUGGAGAAGCUGGCGAAACUGGUGCAAGCUCUGAAGGACAUCAAGCGCCUCCUAGGCCCAGCCAGCACGGCCAUCGUCAACAACCAAGCCAAGCUCGACCAACUAUGGCAGCUCAAAAACGACAUUCAUGAGGUUGAGGAGAUCCUGGACUUAUUUCAGCUGGAGAUCAAUGACGUCCAGUUAACUGGUAAUUACAAUUUGAAGCAUCUGGACAGCAAAAAAGUCCGGCUGGUGAAAGUGCUCAAGAGUGUAGGCGAGACUCGGGACAGGGCGAGGGAACUCCAACACGGUGCAGUUCCUUCCAUCUUGCCACGAGCCGAAACCGGCCCGAACCCGGUGAGGGACGACAGGAGCUUCUUCGGGUAUCAGGACGAGUAUGCCCAGCUGGCCUCCAUGUUGCAGAAGCAGCCGGAUGGCAGCAAGGCGGACAACAAGAUGCAUCGGAUUAUCGCCAUCGUCGGCCAUGCCGGGAUGGGGAAGACAGAGCUUGCUCGCCAGGUAUUUCGGGGCGCCAAAGGCAAGUUUGACCUUUGCAUAUGGGUGCAUGCCUACCGCAAGAACACUGAAUACGACCUCCUGAAAGAGAUCUGGAAGUAUGUUGUUGGUCACAAAGCGGUCGGUGAGAUGGAAGUCAGGCAGCUCCAGAUUGAACUCAAGCAGCUCCUGGCGUCAAAGAGGUGCCUUCUGGUGCUCGACGAUGUAUGGAACCAUGAGUUGGCGACCAGCGAGGUGCAUAGGAAGCAUGCAUUGGUGGCUCUGGACUCGUUUAUGGGCUUCGCCGAAGAUGGAAGUAGAGUCGUGUUGACUACUCGAGCCAAGAUUUGCUCGGCAACGUUCAGAGCAGAUGCAAGCAUCAUCUUAGAUGGGAUCAAACCCAAGGAGAUCACACUUCUGCUCGACAACAUUGUAAAGCUUAGGACUAAUGGUAUCCAGGAGCUGCUAAACAAACAGGUGCCCAAGCUCAAGGGGUCUCCAUUGGCAGCCGUAGAGAUCGGUCACGAGUUGAGGAAACAAGCCACAAGUGACAAGAUGUGCAACAUCUUACACAACAUUGAACAUCAUCUGGGCAGUGUAUUAGAGGGACAUUUGUUCACGUAUCGCCAUCUGCCACCGCACCUGCAGCGUUGCUUUGAGUUCUGCAGCAUAUUCCCAUACAAUUGGAGGUUUGAGCCUGAGAAGUUAACCAAGAUGUGGAUAGCUCUUGGUUUCGUCGAGGACACCCAACAAGGUCCGUGCAUGGAAGAUGUCGCCAGAGGCUACUUCCAUGAUCUGGUUGAUCGUUCAUUGUUCCAAGAAGAAGGUGAGGCACUAGGAAUAGGGACAACUUAUGUGAUCCAUGAGCAGAUCCAUUGGAUGAUACGCAUGGCCUCCACCAAGAACUGCAUCAGCAUCUCUAGCACCGGAUGCCAUAGCACAACACCGAGAAGAAUUCCUGUGACAGUUCGCCACUUGUCUGUCUUGAGCGGCUGCCUCGAUCAGCUCAAGGCAUAUCCUAGUUCGGUGCUCAACAAUAUGCGGACUCUGGUUGUCCUAAAGAAUGACGAUGAUGAUUCGACGACGUCAACUUUUGACAAAGGCAUACUCAACCUUUUCAAGGGUGUGAGAGUACUCGACCUGACAGCAACAGACCUGACACAUCUGCCAGGAACUAUCCACAAGCUGAAACAUGUCCGGUACCUCGGUCUUCCGAGCACCAUCAGGAAUCUCUGUGAUGAGGUCACCGGGUUAUUGUUUCUCCAGACCUUCAGCCUUGCUGGGAAGAAGCGGAAUACCUGUCGGCUUCACAGGUUUCCAAAACAUAUGAACAGACUCGUCAACAUGCGACACCUUGACAUCGACAUGGAGUCCAUCGCCAACAUCAGCGGCAUUGGGAGGAUGGCUAAACUGCAAGGGCCCAUCGAGUUCAAGGCCAUCAGGGCGUCAGAGAAAGAAGGGCAUGCCGUGUCAGAGUUGGAAGGGAUGAACUCUCUGGGAGAGACGCUGAGCAUAAAGGGCCUCGAUGCAGUCGAUAGCAAGGAGGAAGCCAUGAAGGCUCAACUCGAGAACAAAAGUGCGGUCAAGGUGCUCAAGCUUGAAUGGGGGCCACCAGAUCCGCGGCAACUUAACAGAGGACCAGCUGCUUUUGACACCGCCACGGCCGUCCUCGAAGGCCUGCAGCCUCACCAUGACCUCCAUGAACUGCGAAUCACGAGGUACCCUGGGGCGACGUCGCCGACCUGGCUGGGUGUGACGAUGGAGAAGCUGGUGUGCCUGUACCUCAGGAACUGCACGAGACUUCAGGCCCUGCCUGCUAUCGGCGGCCUUCCCUGCCUGGAGCUUCUGGUUGUCAAGGAGCUGCCCUGCGUCAAGAGCAUCGACGGCGGCUUCUGCCGCGUUGGCACGUUCCCAGCGCUGAAGAAGGUGGUGCUGGAUGACAUGCCAAGACUGAUGGCGUGGAGUGACAUGCCAGAACUGUCGUUCCCUCGGCUGAGGGAGGUGAGCAUCAUCGACUGCCCGCGGCUGUCCUCCCUGUCGGGCCUUGAGCGCUGCACAGGUCCCAUCGACCUGCGCGUCAAGGGAUCGCCAAACAUCACACCGGGGAUCCUGCCUGCGAUGUUCAUUACUGGCGCCUCUAAAUGGAAAUUCCACUAGCGGUACAUGAGGUCGACGUUCUUAAAACCUAUGUAGGGUUCUGAUCAAGUGGAUAGGAGCGGGCAUGAAGAUGGAGGAAGCAACAUAGAGCAAGAGGAUAAAUUUGAACUUUAUAGAGUUGAGUUGCAUGUACUGGAUUUAUAUCAGCUCUUUAACCAUCCUGGUGAGAGGUGGUCUGUGUACGGGUUUGCUAGUGUUGGGAAAUCAGUGUAUGUUAGAUAACAUUACAACCAGAUAAGGGCAUUUCUAAAUGAUCCGUUAUAACCA